AUGCAUGUUCCUCCUGGUUUAACUGUAACAUCAACUUCCUCUACCUCUCAUUCCUCUACCUUAGUCUGCAAACUUAGAAAAUCCCUUUAUGGCUUGAAGCAAGCCUCUAGGCAGUGGUUUGCUAAGUUGUGUGAAUCCUUAUUGUCUAAAGGGUAUGUCUCUAGCAAAACUGAUUAUUCCUUGUUUACUAAGUGUUCUGGAGAUUCUGUUAUUGUUGUAGCUGUUUAUGUCGAUGAUAUUUUGCUAGCCGGGACUGAUACAGUUGAAAUGUUAGCCCUUAGAUCCUUUUUGGACUCUCAGUUCAAAAUUAAAGAUCUUGGACCAGUACACUAUUUCUUGGGCCUUGAAGUUCAUCAGACACCUCAUGGUUACCUUAUCAACCAGUUGAAGUAUACACAGGAUCUACUUCAUGAGUUUAACUGUGGUUCCUUGACUCCUGUUCUCACCCCUUUAGACUUCUCAGUCAAGCUCUCUCUUAACGAAGGUGAUUGUCUUCCAGAUCCUUCUGUAUAUAGACGGCUUAUUGGCAAGUUGAAUUUUUUACAACACACUAGACCGGAUAUUGCUUAUUCAACUCAACACUUGAGCCAAUUUCUCAAGGAUCCUAGGGUCCCUCGCAUGCUCAGUGCUAUUCAUGUUUUGCGGUACUUACUGAAUGAUCCUGGGCAAGACAUCUUAUUAAACAACUCUCCAGAUUUUUCUUUGGUUGCAUAUGCUGAUUCUGACUGGGCUGCUUGUCCAAUUUUCAAAAGGUCAGUUAGUGGGUUUUAUAUCACACUUGGGGGUUCUCCUAUCUCUUGGAAAUCCAAGAAGCAACCAACAGUCUCUUUCUCUUCUGCGGAAGCAGAGUAUCGCGCUCUGCGCAAAGUGGUUGCUGAGGUGUCUUGA
Messenger RNA from Nicotiana tabacum (common tobacco), 888 nucleotides. Lineage: Eukaryota; Viridiplantae; Streptophyta; Magnoliopsida; Solanales; Solanaceae. The record is from RefSeq and is a predicted model, not a curated record.